This is a messenger RNA of Lacerta agilis (Sand lizard), 4177 nucleotides long. Its product is annotated as desmoglein-1-beta-like. Gene Ontology annotation, cellular component: plasma membrane; desmosome. The record is from RefSeq and is a predicted model, not a curated record. The transcript has 17 exons. Gene Ontology annotation, molecular function: calcium ion binding. The coding region runs from base 197 to 3949 and encodes 1250 amino acids. Gene Ontology annotation, biological process: homophilic cell-cell adhesion. Lineage: Eukaryota; Metazoa; Chordata; Lepidosauria; Squamata; Lacertidae.
GGGUGGAGGAACACACUUGGUUAAGCAGCAUCUUCGGUGCUCUGAUCUGAGGAAGUCAGAGACUCCUCCAAAGCCUGGGUGAAAGAACAUCUACGCAGUGUCUUUUUACAGGCACUGUCACAAGGGGUGGGGGGGAAGGGCACAGCCACCUGGAGUGCUAUCGUCCCUUUCUUGGACCUAAGAGACAACAGAUGCAAUGGACUGGCUUCCUUACAGAACAGCUGCUGUGCUGUUCAUUUUAACGGUAUCCUUGGAGUUCAGCACUGCUGCUUUUCAUGUUCAGGUGAAAGAAUGGGAUGAAAAAGGUAUGGAGAGAUGGAAAAGCCACCACAGGCAGAAACGAGAAUGGAUUAAAUUUGCUGCAGCCUGUAGAGAAGGGGAAGAUAAUUCAAAGAGGAAUCCAAUUGCAAGGAUCCGAUCAGAUUGCGAAGAAACUCAGUCACUUAUAUACAGAAUCUCCGGAGUAGGAAUUGAUCAGCAUCCUGUUGGAGUGUUUAUCAUUAAUCAAAAGACGGGGGAAAUUAAUAUAACAAAAAUAGUAGACCGAGAGGAGACGCCAAUGUUUGUUAUUAAGUGCUUUGCUAUAAAUGUUGUGACCGGACAGUCAGUGGAAACGCCACUUGACCUUCGAGUUCGCAUUCUGGAUGUAAAUGACAAUUCACCCAUAUUUACACAAACAGUGUUUUCAGGGUCAAUUUCAGAGAGCAGCAUGGACAACACAUUGGUGAUGAAAAUAACUGCUACAGAUGCAGAUGAGCCAAAUAACCUGAAUUCCAAAAUUGCCUUCAAGAUUGUGAGUCAAAAUCCUGGAGGUCCAUCAAAGUUUAUUUUGAACAAACAGACUGGAGAACUUCACAUUGCAAAUAUCCUUGACAGAGAGGAACAUGGAAGCUACAGUCUGGUUGUGAGAGCCACAGACAGGGAUGGAGGUCCAGAUGGAAUAUCAUCUGAAUGUUCAUGCGAGGUUUCUGUAACUGAUGUAAAUGAUCAGUUUCCAACUUGUGCACAGAGCUCGUACGCAAUUACCAUUGUAGAAAAUACACUCAAUCAAGAGGCUCUGAGAAUACAAGUUUUUGAUUUAGAUCAAGAGUACACAGAUAAUUGGUUUGCAGAAUUUUAUUUUAUCUCAGGAAAUGAAAAUGGCAACUUUGACAUAGUCCUGGACCGAGCAACUAACGAGGGUAUCCUGAGAGUUAUAAAGGAAAUUAACUAUGAAGAAUUUUCAAGCAUACCACUGCGUAUUGGUGUGCGAAACAUAGCUCCUUUCCAUUCUUCAGUGGCUUCACAAUAUCAAUAUUCAGCGGCUUCUCAGGGGACCCAAAUUACAGUACAAAUAUCCAAUGUAAUAGAAGGGCCAACAUUUCAACCAACUUCAAUUAAAGUGUCUGCACCUGAAAGCUUAACAACUACAACUAUACUUACCUAUGACGUUGGAACAUUCCAAGCUAUCGACCAAGAUACUGGGAAAAUUGCCACUAACGUCCGCUACGUCAUGGGACGUGAUCCAGCCGCCUGGUUUCGUGUCAACCCAACAACUGGCGCCAUCUCUUUCAACAAAGUGAUUGAUCGGGAAUCAAUCUAUGUAGUCAAUGGGGUAUACUCUGCAGAGCUGCUAGCUAUUACUAAAGACAGUCCUUUCACAACAGCCACUGGUACCAUUGUGCUUACUAUUGAUGAUGUCAAUGACAACUGCCCUACUGUAACAGACGAAAUCAGAAAAGUAUGUGUGGACAAUCCAACAGCGGUAAUCACAGCUCACGAUCUAGAUGGCCAUCCAUAUGGUCCACCUUUUAAAUUUUCAAUAGUGGCACAGUCUCCAGGAAGUUCGUGGAACAUCAGAAUAGUGAAUGAUACCUCAGCAGCACUGUUCUCCCAGGAUAUAGAAUUUGUCAUUCAUGAGGUCCAAGUUAGAGUGGUCGACAACAGUGGCAAAAGCUGUGAUAGGCCACUGGUUAUUCCUUUGCAAGCCUGUCAUUGUGACCGCAAUGGGAUGUGUGUCAAGUCUGCCAUUCGAAGAAUCACUGUUACUAUUAUUGGUGGUGGUGCUGGUGGAGGAGGUGGAGGUGGUGGUGGUGGUGGUGGUGGAGGAGGAGCAAUAGGAGGAGGUGGAACAGGCAUUGGUGGAGGUGGCCAGGGAGGAAGCACAGGGGGAGGAACUAGUGGAGGAGGAACCGGUGGAGGAGGAACUGGCUGGGGAGGAAGCACAGGGGGAGAAACUGGCUGGGGAGGAAGCACAGGGGGAGGAAGCACAGGGGGAGGAACUGGUGGAGGAGGAACUGAUGACGGAACAGGAGGAGCUGGUGGUGGCACUGGUGCUGGUAUUGAUUAUGGUGGCGGUGGUAUGAUUGACGGUGGCACUGGUGGUUAUGGUGGUUAUGAUGGAUAUGGUGGUUAUGGUUGGGACAGACAAGGAGGCGCAGAAACUACACUUAGUGCUACAGCCAUUGGCCUGAUGUUCCUCGGAGGACUAAUAUUUGUGUUGGUUCCAAUUCUGAUGUCACAGAGUGACUGUUGCGGCUAUUGUGGAUCUGGUCCUACUGGUGGUGUUGGGGCUGGAUUUGAGCCUGUGCCUGAAUGUUCAGAAGGAGCUAUUCAUUCGUGGGGAAUUGAAGGAGCACAGCCUGAAGACCGGGACGUUUCAAAUAUUUGUGGGCAAGUGGCAAAUACAGGCAUGGGCGACUAUGGUGACUCCUCAGAUAUCUAUGCAACUAAGUAUAAAGGUGGGGUGAGUACAGGAGUUGAAGAAACAAUCGGACUCGGAGCAGUUAAAGGCUAUGGAACGAAUGUUGAUUAUGGAACUACUACAGGCUAUGGAACAACAGGAAGAAAAGAAGCAUAUGGAGGGACCAUAAAAGAAUACAGAGAGAGUGGCGUGAAUAUGGCUUUCUUGGACAGCUAUUUUUCAGAGAAAGCGUUUGCCUAUGCCGAUGAAGACGAAGGCAGACCUGCAAAUGACUGUCUCCUGAUAUAUGAUCAUGAGGGUAUAGGCUCUCCUGUUGGUUCCAUUGGCUGUUGCAGUUUUAUUGGCGAUGAUCUGGAUGACACCUAUCUAGACACACUGGGACCUAAGUUUAAGACCUUGGCAGAAAUCUGCCUGGGUGUGCAAAUUGAGCCAUUCCCAGAUACUGACUCAAAUUGGCCAUCUUUGCCCAAUCCUGAUCUCGAUAUAAGCCUGCCACCGCCUGGAACUACCAUUGUUGUUAAUACAUCUUCAACUAUGACUCCACCUCCUCCUGUUGGCAGCACAACGGUUGUUACUGAAAAUACCUACACGACUACUUCUGCUGUACAGCCUCCAAGGCCUGAUCCUAUGCUCCAAGGCAACGUAGUGGUGACUGAGACAUAUACAACAGGGCCAACAAUGAAACCUCCUACAAUGAAUGUCGAUCCUCUGUAUGGAUCAAAUGUUGUGGUAACAGAAAGGGUGCUUGAUCCUACCUCGGUCACUGAUUUGCAUGGCAUGAUAGAUAUUCCAGAGCUACCAGAUGGGUCCAAUGUGGUGGUCACAGAAAGGGUGAUUGCUCCAAAUGCAAGGAUACCCCCUUCCAUGAGUAUUCCUGAUCUGUCUGAGGGGUCAAAUGUAGUGGUGACAGAAAGAGUGAUUCGACCUGUCGCAGGCAUGCAGGGAAAUUUGAGCAUUCCUUCUGAGUUAUCAGGUGGACACAAUGUGGUUGUUACUGAAAGAGUAAUGUCAGGGGCAGGAAUGAGUGGAGGCGUUGGCGGAAUGAGUAGCAUUCCUUCUGAGUUAUCAGGUGGACGCAAUGUGGUUGUUACUGAAAGAGUAGUGUCAGGGGCAGGAAUGAGUGGAGGCAUUGGCAACAUGAGUGGCAUCACAGGUCAAAUGCUGAGUCCUGAUAAUCUCCUUAGCCAAACAAUGGGAUCCGCUUCUCCUGGUACGAGUCGAAGGCGGGUGACAAAAUACAGCACUAUUCAGUAUUCGAAUCAAUAAGGCCUCUUGCAAUUACAUAUUGCUGCAAAACUCCCUUUUUUAAAGAGAGAGAUUUGCUACUGAACAAUGUUAUUAUUUAUACAUAGCAAAUCACAUGGGGGUGGGGAAGAGGCUUGCCUGAAAACCUCUUAAAGCUAUGCAGACCGAAAAGGAAAUGCAGAAUCUCUGCCAAUAUAAGACAACUCUGGCACCCCGCGCCCCCUUCCCCAAAUCCACAAAUGGCAGUGA